Molecule: messenger RNA, 1266 nt
Organism: Triticum turgidum subsp. durum (durum wheat)
Lineage: Eukaryota; Viridiplantae; Streptophyta; Magnoliopsida; Poales; Poaceae
Source: the annotation of a GenBank genome assembly
AUGGCGUUCCAGCGUCUCCUGCCCCUUGUAGCCCUGCUUGGCUUGUUCGUCGCUCCACCAUCGUCAGCUGUGCCCAGCCUCCACCCUGUGGUGCUGGUGCCAGGCAACACCUGCAACCAGCUGGAGGCGCGGCUCACCGAUGAGUACGAACCUCCGCCGGCGACGGGCUGCAGGGUCCCAAGGCAAGGGUGGGGGUGGUUCCGGCUGUGGGAGAACUUCACGGCGCUGCAAGAGGACCCCUCCCUCUUCCUGUGCUACGCGGACCAGCUGCGGCUCGUCUACGACCCCCGCGCCGGCGACUACCGUAACGUGCCGGGCGUGAAGACCCGCGUCUUGGCCUUCGGCACCACCCGCAGCUUCGGCUUCGACGACCCUGCCCGAAAGAAUGUGUGCAUGGAAGGGCUGGUGGAGGCACUGGAACGCGUGGGAUACAGAGAGGGAGAGAACCUAUUCGGUGCCCCGUAUGACUUCCGGUACGCGCCGGCCGCUCCCGGACUGGCUUCCCCGGCUUUCUCCGGCUUCAGCUCCAGCCUCAGGCACCUGAUGGAGCGCGCAAGCCAAAGGAACGGGAACAAGCCGGUCGUCCUCGUCACGCACAGCCUGGGCGGCCUCUUCGACACGGUCUUCCUCGACCAGACACCCCUGCGGUGGCGCAGGAGGUACGUCAAGCACCUCGUCAUGCUCUGCCUCGGCGUCGGCGGCUCGCCGCUCAACAUGUGGCCCCUCGCCUCCAAGGCGCUGGCCGCCAACCCGACGUCGCUGCAGGCCGGCGUGCUGACCUACGGGAACAGGAGCUUCGCAAGCAUGUUCUCGCUCCUGCCGUCCCCCAGGGUGUACGGCCGCACGCCCCUGGUGAUCACGCGGGACAGGAACUACUCGGCCGAAGACAUGGCAGAGUACCUCACGGCAGCAGGUUUCUCCGAGGACGAGGUGGCGCGGUACCGAACGAGGGCGCUGCCGGUGACGCUCAACCUCCGGGCGCCGCUCGUACCGAUGACGGCCAUGAAUGGCAUUGGCGUGCCCACCGUGGAUAAGCUGGUGUUCUGGGACGGUAACUUCAGUGGGAAGCCUCAGUUGGUGAACGGCGAUGGCGAUGGCCAGAUCAACUUGGAGACCGUCUUGGCGUUGCAAAGGUUGGUAGGGGCUGAUCCGGACCAGCCUUACUUCAAGUCAAUUUUGAUCCCCAACACGACGCACAAGGGUAUGAUCUCGGACGAAUCUGCGCUCAAGCGUGUCGUCAGUGAAAUCCUUGGAGCCUCCUCUUGA